This is a messenger RNA of Penicillium chermesinum, 468 nucleotides long. RefSeq lists its product as uncharacterized. The record is from RefSeq and is a predicted model, not a curated record. The transcript has 2 exons. The coding region runs from base 1 to 468 and encodes 155 amino acids. Lineage: Eukaryota; Fungi; Ascomycota; Eurotiomycetes; Eurotiales; Aspergillaceae.
AUGAAGACCGCCGUUCUCGCCACUUCUAUCCUGGCUGCUGCCGCCACUGCCUUGGCCGUCCCCAGCAACUACAACUCCAAGCGUACCGACCUCCGACCCCUGGCAAUCCUCGACUUGGCGGGAAGCACCUACUCGCAGACUCCUCCCACCAGUCAAGUUAUUUCCUUGACCAUCAAUGACCCCAACACCGGUCUACCAAGCACCACCAACGCUACUGACUGCAAUGCCGCAUGGUCCUUUGGCGAACCUGGAUCUGAGAAGUUCCCUUGCGACGAUCCUUCGUACACCAUCAGUUUCCCUGAUGGACUGUUCAACCUUGAGAACUUCACUCUUGAGGUGACCCGUGCCGACGGAGCCCAGUCUGGCACUGCCCAGGUUUCUGGCGUCGACUGGGGCUGCGCAAAGCACGAUGGUUACCCGGAGGAGACCUGUGGCUGGGUCGGUGUUCUCCAGGUCCCUCUUCAUUAA